Messenger RNA from Manihot esculenta (cassava), 2226 nucleotides. Its product is annotated as wall-associated receptor kinase 2-like. Gene Ontology annotation, cellular component: plasma membrane. Gene Ontology annotation, biological process: protein phosphorylation; cell surface receptor signaling pathway. The coding region runs from base 1 to 2226 and encodes 741 amino acids. Lineage: Eukaryota; Viridiplantae; Streptophyta; Magnoliopsida; Malpighiales; Euphorbiaceae. The record is from RefSeq and is a predicted model, not a curated record. The transcript is spliced from 3 exons. Gene Ontology annotation, molecular function: calcium ion binding; polysaccharide binding; protein serine/threonine kinase activity.
AUGAACCGCUUGAUGAUUCACGGGCUGCUACUGUUAUCAUUGGCAGCUGCAUCGAGAGCAGCAGCGUCACCACCAACAAUACCUCCUGUCUAUGCCAAACAUGGAUGCCCACAUAGUUGUGGGAACCUCAGCAUCCCAUAUCCAUUUGGCACUCGCGAAGGGUGCUUCCUAGAUGAUACUUUCUUCAUAAACUGUACUGUUACCAAGAAUAAUGAUUUUGUGCCAUAUUUGGGACAUGGAAAUGUAACCGUCCUGAACAUAUCACUUGAUGGUAAGCUUCGAAUCUUCUCCUGGUUGGCCCGCGAUUGCUAUAACAAAAGUGGGGAAAGAACUUCUAAUCGCCCAUGGUACAGAUUAUUCUCAUUUACCCUCUCAUUUUCCCGAAACAAGUUUAUUGCCGUAGGUUGUGACACUUAUGCAUGGGUUGAAGAUUCUGUGGAAUAUAGCUAUGCUACUGGAUGUUUGUCACUGUGUAAGACAAAUGAUUUAAUGGUUAACGGGUCUUGCUCUGGUAGAGGCUGCUGCGAAAUCUCCAUUCCUAAAGGCAUAAGGGAUUUCAGUGUUACUGUGACGAGCUAUAACAACCACACACGAGUAAUGAACUUCAACCCUUGCAGCUACGCUUUUGUCGUUGAAGAUGGUGUGUAUAAUUUUUCUACAUUAGAUCUUGUUAAUUUACAAAACAACAGAAAGGGGUUCCCUGUGGUAAUUGAUUGGGUAAUCAGUAAUAAGACAUGUAAAGAAGCUGGACAGAACAUAACAGCUUAUGCAUGUAAGGAGAAUAGUGUAUGUCGUGACUCUGAAAAUCUACAUGGGCAUUAUUGUGACUGCCGCAGUGGUUUCGAGGGAAAUCCUUACCUCCCAAAUAGCUGCAAAGAUAUUGACGAGUGUGAGGACCCCAGCCUCAACCAAUGCAUAGAUGCCAAACAUUGUCGAAAUGAAGUUGGAAGCUAUGUAUGUUUCUGUCCCAAGGGUUACCAUGGCGAUGGAACUAAAAACGGAACACGUUGUACCGCUCGAGACAAGACAAAAGCUAUCAUCGGAGCAUGUAUUGCCGUUUCCCUUGCAUUUGUGAUCUUGGCAUUUGUAUCAUGGGGGCUUCAAAGAAGGAAAAUCAACAAGCUUAAAGAGAAAAACUUCAGGAACAACGGUGGGCCAGUGUUGCAACAAUUACUCUCCAAGAUUGAAAGAUCUGCAGAGAAAGCUAAAAUUUUCACAGAAGAUGAGCUAAAAAAGGCAACGUACAAUUUUAACGAAAGUGAAAUUGUGGGCCAAGGAGGUUUUGGGAUAGUUUACAAAGGAACUCUAGAUCACAAAUCAGUAGCAAUCAAGAAGUCUAAAGUUAUGGACCAUGAUCAGAUUGAACAAUUUGUUAACGAGGUGGUCGUUCUCUGCCAAAUCAAGCAUCCAAACGUGGUAAAACUCAUAGGUUGUUGCUUGGAAACAUCAGUUCCCUUGUUAGUCUACGAGUUUAUCAACAACAAGACCCUCUAUUAUCACAUACACAAUGAAGUUGUUGAGUCCUCCAUGCCAUGGAAAACUCGUCUGAGGAUUGCAGUGGAAACUGCAGAUGCACUUGCUCAUAUGCAUUCUGACGCUCCUAUACAUAUCAUUCACAGAGAUGUUAAAUCAGAGAACAUACUCUUGGAUGAUAAUUUCCAAGCAAAAGUAUCAGAUUUUGGGGUUUCGAGAUUGGUUCCUUUGGAUCAAACUCAGCUACCUACAUUGGUUCAAGGAACAUUUGGAUACAUAGAUCCUGAAUACUUUCAUUCAGGAUUGUUGAAUGAAAAGAGUGAUGUGUAUAGUUUCGGGGUUGUCCUUUUAGAGCUCUUGAUAGGACAGAAGGUGAUUUCUUCUGAUAGGCCUGAAAAGGACAAAAAUCUGGCUGCUUUCUUCAUUGAUAGAAUGAAAGAAGAUCGCUUAUUUGAGAUUCUCCAUGAACGAGUGAGAAAUGAAGGAAACUCGGAGCAGCUUAAAGGGGUUGCUGAGCUCGCAAGACGCUGCUUAAGAAUGAAGGGAGUGAAAAGACCUACAAUGAAGGAAGUGAAAAUGGAGCUUGAGGAACUAAUGAUGGGCAACUGCGUUCAUGUUGAUGUUGCCACUAACGAUAUUGAAGAGACUGAGCCCCUACUUGGUCUGCUAACCAACUCCAACGGCACUAGUGUAUGGAUGGGGCCUGAUAGUGUUAAGUUUCAAGCAGCCCUGCAGUUAGAGAGUGGACGUUAA